This is a messenger RNA of Adineta steineri, 2772 nucleotides long. NCBI's taxonomy places the organism in Eukaryota, Metazoa, Rotifera, Eurotatoria, Adinetida, Adinetidae. The record is from the annotation of a GenBank genome assembly.
UUAAGUAAAAAGUACGAAAAUACUUAAGUACUGCACUAAGUAUCCAAUCACUGGUGAUACCUUUACACCACCGCUUACACAAAAGGAUUAACACAGAAUUUCUGAAAAUAGUGCAUGAAUACUUCAUACCAUAAACAACACCUUCCACAAAUGGAUCAUUUAAAAAGUUUGUCUUCCUGUUAGAAAAAUAAGUUCAUAUUUUGGCAUUAGUAUUGAAUUUGUAGUAACAUAAUACAAAUCUUGAUAAAUCUCAUGAGACACACAUUUCCGUUAGGUUUCACACUAGCCUUGUAAAUAUUCAUCAGUUCUGCACUCUUCUCAGAAUCAUCAACAAUCAUUGUUAGCGUCUGUGUGAUUCACUCGACACUAAUCUAGAGAUUAAGUUGAUCCUUCCAGUCUAAUUGGUUUAGGAUAACUGCCCGGAUAGCAGGAGGUGUGGGUUUGAAUCCCACGAAGGUCACUUUUUCUCCAUUUUCCCUUUCUUUCAUUUUCUUUCGCUGAUGUCACUUCCAUGGCUCUAAUAUGAUCCUAAUAAUCAUGUUAUACUGAAACAAAUUCGACAUUAAUAAAAAAAAUCUUGAAAUACUUUCUAACAUUAACGAAGAAAUAUUUAAAUCAGUUACAGUUAAUGCCAUCUUCAUACUAACUCAACAUCCUCAAUCAAUUGUCUUCUUAGUUAAAAAACCAAUCACACGAAAAGUGUGUAAAGCAUCGAUAUCAGAUACCAUUUGACCACUACUCUCUCGAAUUAUAAUCUAAAAAUCCCCUAUCAUUCUAGCACCAGCAUCAUUUGCACAAGCUCUAAUAUGGCAUAACGAAUCUUUUCAUCUCACUCCUCACUUAUCUCAAGUACCAGUCUACAACAUGCCUUUUGUUUAUUCUCUCCACUCACAUCAUACUUUAUCAGUACAACAUCUUCGUCAUGCUCUUCAUCUAAUCGUUACAAAACAUGAAUCUCUUCGAACAUCAGUCAUAUUUCAUACACACACCAAUCGACUCAUGCAACAAAUCAUUGAUAUGAACGAUAAUAAUAGACAACUAUUUACGUUUAUUGAAAGCACUUAUGCAACACAUGAACAACUUAAUUAUAUCCUGCACGAAGAAAGACAUAAUCCGCAACUUUUCGAUCUUAGUCAAGGUCUUGCCUUUCGAUGUCAUAUUAUUUACUACAAACAAAUCUCUUCGGAUGAUCUUCUUUCCGACAAAGAUUUACUUAUCUUUAACUUUCAUCAUGCUUUAUUUGAUUUUCCAUCAAUGAAUAUCUUUCUUCAUGAUCUUAAUCAAGCGUAUAUAACAAGUCACCUAUCUAACAAUGAUGACAUUACUCUACGUUAUCUCGAUUAUGCUGUUAUUGAACAACAAAUGUCAAUGACUGGUGCAAGUAUGUUUUGGCUUGAUGCUCUUCAUGAUUGUAAACUCGAUCAGUCUUUAUCAUUACCAUUUGAUCGAUAUCGUCUCUCAAAUGAAUAUCGAUCUAGUCGUGGAACAUCUAUUUCUUUUGAUUUUGGUCAAGAUCUUUCACAUCACUUUCUUACCUAUGUAUCAUCAAAUAGCAUAUCACCUGAACACCUCACAUUUGCUAUUUAUUUCAUCUUUCUAUUUAAACUAACUCAUGGACAAACAGACCUAUGUCUUGCUAUGAACAUCAAUAAUAAUCGAUAUAGAGAUGAACUCAAAUCAAUCAUUGGACUGUUUGAGAAUGUCAUCCCAUUACGAUGUCAAUUAGAUUCUCAUUUGUCUUUUCAUCAGCUACUUGAACAUAUUCGAGAGAUAACAAUAAAUAGCAUGAAAUAUUCUUAUUUUCCACUUCAACGCAUUCUCAAUCAACAUCCACAUAUUUCCAAAUAUGCAUUUCUCAAUACAUCUCUGGAAUUUAUAUCAUACAAGAGUAACAAUGCAAUUAUGAUUGGUGAUUCUCAAAUUAUUUCAGCACCUUUUCCAUUCAAUAUGAAUGAAGAUGAGAGACUAAGUGCGUCCGACUUCUCUCUUUCUAUUUGUCAUGAUAUGAACAUCAAUCAUUUAUCGUGCACAAUCAAUGUAUCACUUGACUUGUUCAAUCGAGAGACAGCGGAGAAUAUUUCACAACGAUUUCAUUCCAUCUUACAUCAAUUAUCUGCAUCUAUUAUCGACAGUCAAAUAAACAAACCAAUCUAUGAAUUAUCAUUAACAUUAUCAAAUGAACAAUAUCUAAUGCAAUCAUUGAAUAAUACACAAGUAUCAUUUUCAUCUGCUCUCACUUGUAUCCAUCAUGAGUUUGUGUAUCAAGUGAUGAAACAUCCACAAAAACUAGCUGUCGAACUAGAUGAACAAUCUCUAACAUAUUGUGAACUUCUAUAUUAUGUUCAAGUUUUAUCUUUAGCUCUUCUUAAUGAAUAUCAUGUUUUUCCAGGUGAGGUUGUGUGUCAGUGUGUUGAGAGAAGUUUGUCAAUGGUUAUUGGUAUGAUGGGAAUUGAAAUGGCAGGUGGUGUCUAUUGUCCAUUAUCACCUCGAGAUCCACUACAUCGUUUACAUGCACUUACACAACAAACACAAAGUCGUCUUGUUCUUGUUCAUGAUUUGACCAAGAUCAAGUUUAAUUAUGGUACCGUGUUACUUAAUAUCGAUUCAAUUUUGACUAAUACAAAGACGGAUAUUUUAAUUUGUAUGGAUCCGCUCUCAAAUAUCACAGUAAUACCUGAUAAUAUAGCUUAUAUCAUUUUCACAAGUGGAUCAACAGGAAUACCGAAGCCGAAACUUUAUAAUAAUAAUAAAAAAAAAUUAAUAUCGAAAUAA